AUGCCUCCGUGAAACAAACAUGGCGACUCCGGUACAGGUUGUGGAGGAGGCGGAAGAUUAUUCCUUUUUGCCCAUUAUUCACGACGUUAUUAAAUGCAUGGACAAGGACAGUCCAGAAGUGCAUCAAGAGCUGAACAAACUGAAGACGAAGAUCCAGGAGGCUCGGGAGCAGAUUUCUGGCAUGCCGGGGAUCGAUAUGAGUCCUUCGCUUCAGGAGAACAAACUCCAGACCCUCAGAGAGCAGGUCCAGACCAAGAACCAGCUUCUGCAGAAAUACAAGAGCCUGUGCAUGUUUGACAUCCCCAAACCUUCGUGAGAGAAAACAUGAACAUUUCUUUACACCGAUAGAGGCCACACUGAUCCAGAUUCAAUUACUUAGGCUAUUUGUACAUAUAUUUUAUUUUUUUGGGGCAUAGCAUUUGCAACAUCAUGUUUAGUUUCAGUGAAUUGCUGCUGUAUUCUUUACCUUUGUCAUAGUUUGUGCAUUAAAUUCAAUCACUUCUUUAGUA
Molecule: messenger RNA, 509 nt
Organism: Pimephales promelas (fathead minnow)
Lineage: Eukaryota; Metazoa; Chordata; Actinopteri; Cypriniformes; Leuciscidae
Gene: med9
Product: mediator complex subunit 9
Biological process (GO): regulation of transcription by RNA polymerase II
Cellular component (GO): mediator complex
Molecular function (GO): transcription coregulator activity
Source: RefSeq, a predicted model, not a curated record